This is a messenger RNA of Spirometra erinaceieuropaei, 1089 nucleotides long. Lineage: Eukaryota; Metazoa; Platyhelminthes; Cestoda; Diphyllobothriidea; Diphyllobothriidae. The record is from the annotation of a GenBank genome assembly.
AUGGUGCUUCUGAUUAAUGGAUGUCGUUGGCAUUUGAAGAAGUCUGACAUUGUGGGUCUUCACCUAUUCAAAACUGAAGGCAUUGAUGAACUACUUCAACUUCCUGACCUGAGAGCAAGCGCUGAAGCCUUUAGGCAGACCGAUAUCAUCUCGAUCAGUUCUGAAUCAGAAAUCCUGUAUGUGCACCAGAAUGAGUACGCUACUGUUGGUUUUCCUAAAACUGCCUUUCCCCUUACUUCCAACUCGAAAUAUCUUCGGCCGCACCCCCACUUGCCUCGCUUUGUGGGUACUUCGCAGAUGACCUCAUGCCACGCGGUGAUAGUGGUCUCCGCUGAUGCCUUUGUUUUUGGCCACCUUGAUGGAAGCGGAGGGGGCAAACUGACUCGUGAAUUCUUUCGUAAUGUCAUCGACUUCCUCUCAACAAGGGUGCAGGAUCAAGACCCGCCAAAGGUUCACAUUGUUGGGGGCUUUUCGGACCCGUACGGCCACUCAAAGGGUGUGCUCACCCAGAUUUUGACAGAGCUGGCUCUUUCCGAAGUAAGUUUCAGCCUGAAGACAUUUUGCGCCUACACUCUGAAUGAGUCGGAAUCUGCGAGCCAAGGUACUGUUCCGCAGCCGGUCGUCCGGGAUGUUGUAUAUGACAUUUGGUCCAACAAGCUCUUCCCCGCCAAAAUAGCUCUUGAGGCCACCGGUCCCCUGGGUGUCCUGAGAUCGUCCUACACGUGGUCUAAAACAGCUAGACUGAGAAUGAACAGUAUUUUUGAUCCACUCACAUACAACAUAACCAUUCGACCGUUCUCUUUCAAUCCACUCACCCUUGUCGAGGCGAGAAAGUUCGCUCACUUGCCCAGGGAACAGCUGGAACACUUCUCCACCACACCAAAGCAAGAGUCAGACGGAUUCUAUACGAUGCUGCGCGCGUUGGGCCAGCUGUUGACGAACAUGUCCGCUGAGCCUGAGAUUUUCCGUAAGGGUCUUUUAACUUUUUCUUACGACACCCUAACCAAUUCCUGGAAGCCCCUGAAUGUUGCAUCAGUAGAAGCGUCGAGAAAUCUAUGGGCUACCUACGGCUUGACCCCUCAUUUGUAA